CCUUAUCUUUUCCUUUUUUGUAGAGAAGGCCUUUCAUCUCUGUUUCGUCGUGCUGAUUCUUUAGGAGAGUUCAAAGGAGUUCGACUUAAUAGUCGUGCGCCUGUGAUAUCCCAUUUGCUUUUCGCGGACGAUAACCUCAUUUUUGGCGAAGCAUCAGCUCGAGUAGCUUCUCAACUAAAGAACAUCCUAUCAUGGUAUGGCAGCUCUUCCGGUUAGGUGAUAUACUUUGAUAAAUCUAACUCAUUUUUUAGUUCAAAUGUUGUUGAUGAGAACAAGAGGGAUGUCAGACGCAUUUUAGGGGUGAAGAAUGAAACUAGCCCGGAGAAAUACACGGGCCUGCAGCAAUAGUCGGGCGGAAUAAACGUGGUGCGUUUUCGCAUCUGCUUGAUAAGUUUCAGAGCCGGAUAAGAGGCUGGUGUGUUCGUGUUCUCUCCCAAGGUGGUGUUCAUUAAAUCCGUGUUAUAAGCUCUUCCUCUUUAUGCGAUGAAUUUUUUCUUCUCCCUAUAGGGCUUUGUAAGGAAAUGGAGGGGAUUAUGGCUCGGUUUUGGUGGCAAAAAUCCGAAGGUAGAUGCAAGAUUCACUGGUGCUCCUGGGAUAAUCUAUGCCUUCUGAAGGAGAAUAGUAGACUCGAUUUUAGGGAUAUGGCUAAAUUCAAUGUUACUCUUUUGACCAAACAAGGGUAGAGGUUGUUUUCAAAUCCGUCUUCACUUGUGGGCCACCUGCUGCAAGCGAAGUAUUUCCCUUUGGGUAACUUUAUGAACUCCAAUCUUGGUUCAUCUCCCUCUUAUAUUUGGCGGAGCACAUGGAGUGCCAAGGGACUAUUGUUAAGAGGCUUGCGAUGGAAAGUGGGCUUAGGGUCUUCUGUCUCUAUAUAGAACGACUAUUGGCUCCCGAGAUGAAUAGAUUCUAGCCACAAUGACUCUGUUGAAUAUGUGGCAAUUUUAAUUCAUGCAGAUACGAGAACAGUGGAAGGAAGAUCUGAUAUUAGGGUUGUUUAAUGAGGAGGAAGCUGAGAUGAUUUUGAGUAUUUCGAUUUCAAGGUUAACUCAAGAGGAUUGUUUGGUUUGGAGUGGUGAAAAAUUGGGUGUGUUAAGCGGUAGGAGUGGUUACCGUUUGUUAAUGGAUAGGUCAUAGUUGGAUAGUUCGAUUAAAACCAUUUACAAUCAAUUAUGGGCCUGUGCGUGUCAACGGAAGAUUAAAUUGCAAGUAUGGCGCUUCACUCGUAAUUUAUUCCUACUGGAUAGAACCUUUUCACAAAACGCAUAUCAGGUAAUCCUUGGUGUGUGUGCUUUGUACGAGUAUGGUGGAACUAGCUCGUUUAGUGUGGCCUGCACUGGGAUACAAUUGGCCCACUGCUCCGGAAACAAGCUUAUGCAUGAGGGCAUACAACUGAGGGCUGAGGAGAUUAUUACCUUAGAUUGUGCUCAAUGCCUGGAUUCAUUGCAGCAAACACAAAUCAUCGAGGAACUUCGGUGCUUGCUGCUGUUCAUUGGAUUCCUCCCAUCUCGCCGGGUUUCAAAGUAAAUUUUGAUGCGAGUUACAUGCAGGCACAGAAUCAAUCAUGGUCAGGGAUGAUGGUUCGCAACAGCGAGGGUUUCAUAAUAGGGGCGUGUCGAAGAAGGGCGAUGAGGAUUACCUCAAUUUUUCUGGCAGAGGCAACUGCUGCAGUUCACGCUGUGGAGUUUGCACUUGAUCUAGGACUCCAGGAUGUAUCACUAGAAGGAGACGAGCGAUCUGUUGUCAAAAAGCUAGCUUCAACGGAACCUGACCGGUCAGUCAUCAGCGUAACCGAGCUACUUCUUUCCAGACAUGCUCUUUCCACUUUACUCCGCUUGAAGGUAAUCGGACUGCUCAUCUCCUGGCAGUUGACAAGGGUCUGGGAACUGAAGAUCAUUUCUAGGUAGAAGAAGCUCCUAGCUGCAUUGUGAACCAAGCUGCGGACGAUCGAAGGUGGGUUGAUCCUCCUUAGUCGUCGAUCUUCGAUCUCUAUUCUGUUUAGACUAUCUUUUUCUAUUUUAUUCCUUGCAUUUCGCAUUUUACAAAGAUAUGGAGAUGGUGCGAGGAAGAGAAAAAGAUGAAAAAGCAGAGUACAAUUCUUGGAGAAGCAGAAAGGAAACCAAGAGCCAUAGUUAACCGUGUCCGUAAUGUUGUGGCCAAGUCUCUCCACAGCAAGAACGAAUUAAGGCAAAAGUGGGUCCCCUUGACGGAUUCUUCUUUUCGGCUUGAAAGUUUCGGAAUAACAACCAUUCCAUUGGACUUGAAAAGAACUACUAAUGCACCUCAUAAUAACAUCAAUAAUACCAUAGGGAAGGUCAGCAUCCAUAAAAGUGUCGCGAA
This is a messenger RNA of Hibiscus syriacus, 2337 nucleotides long. RefSeq lists its product as uncharacterized. The coding region runs from base 1428 to 1904 and encodes 158 amino acids. NCBI's taxonomy places the organism in Eukaryota, Viridiplantae, Streptophyta, Magnoliopsida, Malvales, Malvaceae. Gene Ontology annotation, molecular function: nucleic acid binding; RNA-DNA hybrid ribonuclease activity. The transcript has 2 exons. The record is from RefSeq and is a predicted model, not a curated record.